UGUGAGAGGAGUGUGCAUGAACCUGUCUGCAGUGCUUGGCUUAAUCUCAUAAAGAACCGACCAAUCCAGUCCAAAUAGACCAGACCAAGCCAGAUCAGACCAGAUAACCAUGGCAGAAUCAUGUCAUGUAUCACUGAUCCUAAUGGUCAUCCUUACAAUCAGAGGAGUACUGGGCCAGAGGAUCAUUGGAGGUCUGGAGGUAUCACCCUACUCUAUAACAUACCAAGCCUCCAUCCAGUACAACAAAUACCACUACUGUGGAGGGACCCUCAUUCACCCUCAGUGGGUGGUGUCUGCUGCCCACUGCUGGAGACCGGCAUACCUGAUCAAAGUGGUACUGAGUGAGCACAGUCUAUCCAGAGCGGAAGGCUUUGAGCAGGAGUUCAACGUCUCCAAUGUGCUGGUCUACUACAUGUAUAACUACAGGACGUUCGACAAUGACAUCAUGCUGCUCAAACUGGGGAGGCCCGUGAAUCUCAAUGCCAACAUCCAGCCCGCCAUCCUGCCCAGAGUGGACAUGCCCCCGUUGCAACAGGGAAUGACCUGUACGGUAAGCGGCUGGGGGGUCACCAAUAUCUUCAGCUACUACCUGUCCCCCGUGCUCCAAGCUGUGGAUGUUGACGUUAUCACCAACUGCCAGAACUACUACUCCUUCAGCAUCACAGACAACAUGCUCUGUGCCGGCUCUCCCUUCGGAGGGAAGGACUCCUGUCAGGGUGACUCAGGCGGCCCUCUGAUCUGUAAUGGACACUUUGAGGGCAUCGUGUCCUGGGGCAUCAGCUGUGCCAACCCCUACUUUCCUGGUGUUUACACCAAGGUCAGGAAGUACAUCAGCUGGAUCAAGUGGAUCAUGCAGAACAACAGCUAGCGACGCCGUCUUCUCCUUUGUAAGGAUCACAAUGGAUAUACCAUGUACAGAAACUGAUAGUGUAUCGAUAUGGGACAUAGAUGCUGAACUACCCACCGUAAACCAUUACCACCAGUUUUUUUUUACUAAAUAGAAAACACGAAAAAAUACACUCAGGUCUAUUUUCUCUCUUAUGGCUACUGAAUGCUGUACUGAAUAUGUCAAUAGUGAGUGAUAUUGUCUUUUUGCUGAUAGAAAGCUUCUAGGUAAUAGUGUUAUCAGCAGACAGACGUGAUAAACCUCCAGCCCAUGUAAUCAUUUGUUGAAUAAGAAAAAACCUACGUACACUUUACGUCCAUUGAAAAACAUCGGGAAAAUACACAAGGGUUGGUUUCGUUUGUCCAGUCACCAAACAGAAAUAGAGUUUAAGACACACUAAAGCGUCUGUGUCUGCACUGUUAGUUGACAUUUUUUCCCCUCUAUAUCAUAUUUUGAUUAAUAUGUUAUUUUGUAUGUCUUAGCAAACACAUACUUCUUAUCCAUUUCACCUGUUGAUAAAUAACGUUUGUGAGGUUAUUUUGGUUUUUCCUUUGUGCUUUCCCAU
This is a messenger RNA of Salmo salar (Atlantic salmon), 1451 nucleotides long. The record is from RefSeq and is a predicted model, not a curated record. Lineage: Eukaryota; Metazoa; Chordata; Actinopteri; Salmoniformes; Salmonidae.